Messenger RNA from Pleuronectes platessa (European plaice), 1286 nucleotides. RefSeq names its product C-type lectin domain family 4 member E. NCBI's taxonomy places the organism in Eukaryota, Metazoa, Chordata, Actinopteri, Pleuronectiformes, Pleuronectidae. The transcript has 7 exons. The coding region runs from base 183 to 944 and encodes 253 amino acids. The record is from RefSeq and is a predicted model, not a curated record.
UUGACCAAAACUUGAGGAAGUGAAAUAUCUUAAUGAUCUGGUUUGGAGGUACUAGACGUCUUCUUAGAGCCUUCAGCACAUUUGAGUCUGACAGGAAAGAUUAGAACAGUUUUCGAGCUGGUGUUUGACAAAACUAAAUUUAUUGCCAAAUUUAUCCUCACUGAUUGUCCCACAGCAGGAAAAUGGCUGAAACUGAAGUUCUUUAUAAUAUUAAGUCCACAAGAGCGAGGGGAAACACAGAUGUGGCCACACCCUCUACGGAUGAACAUAGUUAUUCCAACGUCAAUUGCUCAGAAACUCAGCGACCUGGCUCCAAACAACCUGCAGCAUCAAGCAGGCGAUCGGGGGUCACAUCGGAGCAAGUGGCCCUGCUGGUCAUCAGUGUUCUCCUGGCAGCUACUGUCACAGCUCUUGGUGUAACCCUUCAUGAAAAUACUCAAACCAAGAAGCUUCAAGAGGAAUGUGAGGCAAAACAUCUCCCAGAUGAAACAUGUCCGAGGUGCGAGGUCGGCUUGGAGCCACAUGGAGGAAAGUGCUACUUCUUCUCCUCGGUUAAUUUAACCUGGAAUCAGAGUAGAACAAAAUGCACAUCAAUGAGGGGAGACCUGGUUGUGAUAAACAACAGAGAGGAGCAGAGAUUCCUGCAGUCUAGACUGAUGAUAAAAAUGGACAAUCCUGAGGACAAGUUCUGGAUCGGACUGACAGACUCGAAGAACGAGGGUAAAUGGCUUUGGGUGGACGAUACACGACUGGAUCCAAGUUUGAAGUUUUGGCGUCACUACGAGCCAGACAACGGGAAAGGGCCGAAUCCUUAUGGACAGAACUAUCCUGAUGGAGAGGACUGUGUGAGGAUGGGUGAGGAAUACCUGCAGUCCUGGAGCGAUACAUCAUGUGAAUCACCUCAUAAAAGUAUUUGUGAGAAACCAGAAGAAGCAUGUGGCUGAAAUCCAGUUGGAUCAGAUUGAGCUUGAGUCCUCAGCCACUGUCACCAACUGAGGCAUGAAGCUUUAUUAAUGAAGAUCUUCUCCAGACAUAAACAACUUCAAAUAAUAUCUAGAGUCUCAUAUGUUCUUCACUUUCCUUGCUAUUUUAAAUUGACGUCUACUCCUCCCUCGUAUAAGCUCUAUAAAUAUUAAAAAAUUAUAUAUAAUAUCUCCUUCUUUCCUGUUGAGUCUAUUCUGACUGUUUGUGUGAGAAACUAGAGAUUGAGAACAUCUCAACCUCCUCGGGAAAAAGGUUUAUGACUUUUAUUAAUGUGGUGAGUCAAUAAAAGUUGUUUUGAGUCA